This is a messenger RNA of Drosophila novamexicana, 1024 nucleotides long. It is a transcript of the gene Baldspot, whose product is annotated as elongation of very long chain fatty acids protein 6. The coding region runs from base 43 to 774 and encodes 243 amino acids. Lineage: Eukaryota; Metazoa; Arthropoda; Insecta; Diptera; Drosophilidae. The record is from RefSeq and is a predicted model, not a curated record. Gene Ontology annotation, molecular function: fatty acid elongase activity. Gene Ontology annotation, biological process: fatty acid elongation, monounsaturated fatty acid; fatty acid elongation, polyunsaturated fatty acid; fatty acid elongation, saturated fatty acid. Gene Ontology annotation, cellular component: endoplasmic reticulum membrane. The transcript is spliced from 2 exons.
CAGUUACGUGGACCGCUGAUCAUAUGGAACACGCUGCUGGCGAUGUUCAGCAUAAUGGGCGCCGCUCGUACCGCGCCGGAACUGUUGCACGUGCUGCGUCAUUACGGGCUAUUCCAUUCGGUCUGUGUGCCCAGCUACAUUGAACAAGAUCGCGUGUGCGGUUUCUGGACCUGGCUCUUUGUGCUGAGCAAACUGCCCGAACUGGGCGAUACGAUAUUCAUAGUGUUGCGCAAACAGCCGCUGAUCUUCCUGCACUGGUAUCAUCACAUCACGGUGCUGAUCUACUCGUGGUUCAGCUAUACGGAAUACACUAGUUCCGCACGCUGGUUCAUAGUUAUGAACUACUGUGUGCAUUCGGUUAUGUACAGCUAUUAUGCACUGAAGGCGGCCCGAUUCAAUCCGCCGCGAUUCAUCUCGAUGAUCAUCACGUCGCUGCAGCUAACGCAAAUGAUAAUUGGCUGUGCAAUUAAUGUGUGGGCAAACGGAUUCCUGAAGACGCACGGCACACAAUCGUGCAAUAUAUCGCAGCGCAACAUCAAUCUAUCGAUCGCCAUGUACUUCAGCUAUUUUGUGCUGUUCGCGCGCUUCUUCUACAAGGCGUACCUGUCGCCCGGCGGACACAAGAGCCGGCGCAUGGCCGCCUCCCUGGUUGCCCAGAAUACAGCCAAGCUGGCCGAUGGACCGACGGCAUCCGUCUCCGAAUCCAGUCUCUCUGGCAAAUAUGUGGGCGAGGAUGCACAGGCUGCCUAUAUGCGCAAGGCCAAGGCGCAGUAGAGCUUUACCACAACCCCCCCUCCACACUACCCCCUCAGCAACCAACUAAAGGCUAAGGACAUUUAUUUAUGCAGUACCGAGGUGUAAAAGUUGUUUUUUAAUUUUAAAAAAAGGCCCGACACAAACAGCUCGAGCCAGACAGCAGACGCGCACACGAGGGGCGUUCGAUAAAUUUAAUUUUAAGCAUAGAGUUUUACCAGGCGGCUGGCUUACUAAAACAAACACAAAUAUAUACAUAUACAUAAAGCUA